This is a messenger RNA of Aspergillus costaricaensis CBS 115574, 261 nucleotides long. RefSeq lists its product as uncharacterized. The coding region runs from base 1 to 261 and encodes 86 amino acids. The transcript has a single exon. Lineage: Eukaryota; Fungi; Ascomycota; Eurotiomycetes; Eurotiales; Aspergillaceae. The record is from RefSeq and is a predicted model, not a curated record.
AUGCCGACUGCCAGGCCGAAAACCUCCUUUGCCGGUGUCCACCAUGUUCUCCGGUCUGCUGGCCUGCCUAAUAACCCCUCACAAGAAGAAAUGAACUUGCUCGUGCUUUGGGAUCUUACCGAGCUCCGCGAUAACUUGCAGCUUGAGUAUAAUGCUCAGCUAGCCCGUGUGGCCCCUCGCCCUUUGUCGCCACGGUUUGUGAGACUCCUCCGUGAUCUUUUCAGGAAGAUCGAGGUUGCGUUGGAGGAUGAUGAUGGGUAA